This is a messenger RNA of Silurus meridionalis, 10384 nucleotides long. Its product is annotated as obscurin-like protein 1. NCBI's taxonomy places the organism in Eukaryota, Metazoa, Chordata, Actinopteri, Siluriformes, Siluridae. The record is from RefSeq and is a predicted model, not a curated record. Gene Ontology annotation, molecular function: protein binding.
CGAACAAUGACACUUGGGGUGUCACAGAGCUGAACACCACAGAGGCUGUGGGACUGUUGUAGAAUACAGAAAGAGGCUGUUUCACAUUGUUCAGGAUACCUGCUAUUAUACAUGUACCGGGUUGGCAAAAGCCCGACAAAAUGGGCAGGUGACAGCUACAAGCAACUGUUGCUCCGAAUCGGCUUUUUAUCGAAUCGUGGACGGAUUUACCCAAAGAAAACAGAAAAUACAGCCAGAAGCAAGCAUCCACAGGAGCUGGUUUUUAAUUUUCCCGGAACAAUCAGAGGCUCGAUUCACAAUGUAAUUCUACAAUAAGACCCCUGAGUACUAAGAAGUGGAAAGUUCUGGAAGGCUGGUGAAGUAAAGCUUCAGGCGGGUCAGAGUCACAGCUGCUACAGAUAUUCCGGUGAAAGCAUAACUCACAGGCUGAGGUUAAGCUGGCAAGGGAAAAGAAAUGGAUGUGUUCGGUGGAGCACCCCGGUUCCUGGCCUACCCUCGUCCUGUGGUGGUGCAGAGCGGCACUGAUGCAGUCCUUAAAUGCCAGAUUGCUGGAGAUCCCCGACCAGCAGUCAUAUGGGAGAGAAACAAUGAAAAAAUCCAUCCAGGUGGCAGAUAUCGUGUGUUUGAGGAUGGCAAUGUUUACAAUCUCAUCAUCACUGUGGUGACAGCUGAAGACAGUGGCCAGUACAUUUGCAAAGCUAAAAACAGCAUAGGGGAGACAUAUGCUGCAGCAACACUGAAAGUAGAAGGUGAAGCUCAAGAGAUGGAGCUGAGAGAAGAGAACAAGCCCCGUUUUCUCAUUAAACCCCUGUCUACGCGAGUUGGCCGAGGAGAUGAUGCGGUUUUCUCCUGUAAGAUGUGGGGAAAACCUAGGCCAGAGGUGGUGUGGGAGAAGGAUGGCAAGAAGCUAAAUGACAUCUUUGAGAGUACACAUUUUAGUGUCGGGUACCAGGAUGGCGGUUGGUUUCAGCUAAAGAUUUUUAAAACCCGGGCACCUGAUGGCGGAGUGUACACGUGCAAAGCAAGGAAUGAGUUUGGUGAAAGUCUGGCUGGAGCUGUGCUGUUGGUGGAUGCUGGCCCUGGACACGAAGAUGAUGGAAACCGCAAUGGUUACACUAAUGGCCAUUGGAAAGCACACCACGGAAAACAGAGAGGCAGUAGCCAUGUUGUAACAAGGCUAAAAGGAGACCAUCUGCCAACUUCAGCCAAAGUAAAAAUGUUUGCUGUGACAGAAGGAAAGCAUGCAAAAUUCCGUUGCUAUGUGACAGGAAAGCCCAAACCAGAAAUCAUAUGGAGAAAAGAUGGAAGAAUAAUUUUGUCUGGAAGGCGGUACCUUUUAUAUGAAGACAGAGAGGGAUACUUCACACUUAAAGUACUUUACUGCAAACAGCAGGAUAAUGGAGUGUAUGUUUGUGCUGCAUCCAAUACUGCAGGACAAACCUUAAGUGCAGUACAUCUUUUUGUUAAAGAACCACCUGUAAGAUUCAAGCAACCCCUCAAUGACCUUGAAGUCUGGGAGCAGGACCUGGCCAUCCUUGAAUGUGAAGUACCAGAGGACUCCGUGCCCAUCACAUGGUAUUUAGAAGAUAGAAGGCUACAGCCAGGGGCCAAAUAUGGGAUGGAGGAGUGGGGAACAAAGCGCCGACUUACAAUUCGUGACAUGGGAGUUGAUGAUGAUGGGAUCUACCUCUGCGAAAUGCCAGAUGGAGGAAGAAGCAUAGCUGAGGUAACUGUCAAAGGUACAAUCGUAAGAAAGAUGCCCAGAAAAGUAGAUGUUCUGGAAGGGGAAAAUGCUGCAUUUUGUGUGGAAGUAGAAGAGGAGGAAAUGGAUAUUCACUGGUACAAAGAUGGCACAGAGCUGAGGGAAACACAUCAGACUAUCCUCAAAUCAUUUGGGAGAACUCAUAUCUUGGUCUUUGUUAAUACUACCCAAGAUUCUGGCACGGUCAUUUUCUAUGUUGGCAGAUCAAAGACAUCAUCUCAGCUAAGGGUCAAAGCGAUUAGGCAAUGUCCACCUAGCUGCCCUGUGGGGGUUCAGAUAAACACAGAGCGUGCAAAUGCAGCACUUCUGUCCUGGGUUCCAGCACAGGACUGUCGGAAGAAUCCACCCUCAGGUUACAUCUUAGAGAGACAGGAAAUAGGUUCCCAGGAGUGGCUCCAGUGCCUAACCACUGACUCGGCAACCUCAGUGGAAAUUCUUGGUGACAGUGUUCCAUGUGAGGCUGACUACAGAUUCCGCAUCUGUAGUAUCAACAAAUAUGGAAGAAGCGGAUAUGUGGAGUUCCCUCGAGGAGUUCAUCUGGUUCCAGUAGCAAAAAUACAAGCACCUCUACAAGAUGCACUUGUGCCUGAGGGCCAAGAUGCCAGUUUUUCCAUUGAGCUGUCUGCCUCGGUCAUAGGCACUUGGUUUUGGAACGGCAACCAAAUUCAGGAUGAUGAACGGUUUCUCGUUAGACGGUCUCGUACACACCAAUCACUUCGAAUUCGAGGGGUACGAGACACUGACAAUGGAGCUGAAAUCACCUUUAUUGCAUAUGGAAUUCGUGAUUCAGCAGCACUGUAUAUACAAGCUCCAUUAGUUAAAUUUACUCCACUAUCUGAGAUGGACCGGAAUAAGUUUGUAGAAGUAGGCAAUCCAAUAGUCCUCUACUGCGAGCUGUCAGACCCCGGAGCACCAGUCCGCUGGUAUAAGAAUGGAGUUGAACUGCAUUCACAUGAAGGUCUUCACAUUCAAUCAGAAGGAACAAUGAGGAGAAUUGUCAUCCAGUCAGCUGAGUUCUUCCAUUCCGGGGUUUACAGUUGUGACGCCAUUGAUGAUGUCAUCAGGUUUAAUGUGGAAGUUGAAGCACCACCUGUGAGGUUCAUAGCACUUCCAGAUGUGGAUAGAAACAAGUCCAUUGAAGCUGGAUGUCCAAUAGUACUGCAAUGUGAGCUCUCCGAUCCAAGUGCCCAGGUCGUCUGGUACAAAGAUGAAACAAAACUUCUCCCACAGUGUGGACUAGACUUCCAGGCUAAUGGAACUAGAAGGGCACUGGUAGUCGAGAAGGCACAUUUUUUUCACUCUGGGGUGUACAGAUGCAAGACAAAAGGUGCUGCCAUCCAGUUCAAUGUGGAAAUCCAAGCUCCACUAGUGAGAUUCACAGCUGGUCCCGAAACUGAGAGGAGAAAGUGCAUUGAAGCAGGAGACACCAUGGUUCUACAGUGCGAGAUAUCAGACUCAUCUGGGCAGGUUUGCUGGUUCAAGGAUGGGAAGCAAAUUCUUACCCAGUCUGGUGUAGGCUUCCAAUCAGAAGACUGUAUAAGGAGAUUAAUUAUAGAAUCAGCAACCCCGUCUCACUCUGGUGUGUACAGGUGCACAACAAAAGAUGAUGUCAUUGAGUUUCAAGUCGAUAUCAAAGCUGUGCCAGUGCGGUUCUCAACUGUUUCAGAAGUUGAGAAGUGUAAAUGCAUUCAAGCUGGCAGCUCUUUUGAACUCUGCUGUGAGGUAUCAGAUCCUACAGCAGAUGUUUACUGGUAUAAGGAUGAAACAGAGAUUCUCACAGACACUGGCUGGGACAUACAGGCAGAAGGCACACGGAGGAUGCUGAUAGUCCAAUCAGCAGAGCCCAGCCACUCCGGAUUGUACAGCUGCAACAUGCCUGAUGACUCUGUAGAGUUUACUGUGGAUAUUCAAGCUCCACCAGUGAAGUUCUCAGCCUUCCCAGGUGUUGUGAAGAACAGGCUGUUUGAAGCAGACUACCCUACUGAGCUACACUGUGACAUCUCAGACCCACCAGCUAAGGUGUGUUGGUACGAAGAUGGAGUAGAGCUCCUCUCAAAAAGUCAACCUCAUAUCAAAAUGGAGGAUACCAGGAGAAAGCUUGCUGUAAAAGUAGAGCAGCCCUCCGAGGCCGGAUGGCAAGACUCUCUGAGAAGGGAUGAGGUCAUCCGGUUAAAUGUACAAGAUGAAGCGCCACCUUUGAAACUGCUGGAUGUCCCUCAUGUUGAGAAGAAUAUAGGUACUGCGGAAAGCAUCUGUAUUGCACAACAAUACAAAAUCCUGGAUGCCAAUGAAUAUAAUUACCAAACAAAAGACAAGGAAGAGAUACUGUCACAAGAUGGAAUUGAAUCCCAAUCUCAAAUUAAGUGUGACUUGCCUAUAACAACUUUUAGCAUCAAUUCAACUGAGACACCAGACACUGGGAUAAACCUGUCAAGGGCGCCAGAUGAUCACACCCAGUUUAAUGCAGACAAAGCCGAGCAGUCUCACCCUGAAGUGUACAAGGGUGAGCACUAUGAUGACACUGUCCAGUGCACUGUGGAUAUGAAAGUUACAAAGGUGAAUAUCUCAGCACCUCAAGAAAUGUCCAAUGAGAAAGUCUGUGAAGCAGCCUGUCUCAAAGACCUAUGUGAAGUCUCUGAAAAGAAGGCCCACAUAUCUGCACUUGGAGAUCUUUUAAUAGUCCAGCAAGAAGAUGGGAAAAACAUGAUGUCUAAUCUGAGAAAGGAACAAUUUGCUCAGAUAUCAAAGAUUCCACACAAAGAGGUCCUGAGCACCGAGACCAAGAAUCAAUCUGUGAUCCAUCAAGACAAAGUAAAAGCACCAAUAUCUAAGCUAGUAAAAUUUGCACCAAUCCCUGAGUCUGGCAUGACUAAGACCAUUGAAAGUGGCAUGCCUCUAGUGCUACAGUGUGAAAUAUCAAACCCAGAUGCCCCAGUUUGUUGGUUUAAGGAUGGAAUACAACUUCAAACAAAAAAUGGAUUAGUGAUCCAGUCAGAGGAUUGCAUUAGACGGCUGGUCAUUCCAACUGCAGAGCUCUGCCACACAGGGAUGUACAACUGUGAGGCAAUGGAUGAUGUCAUAAAAUUUAAGGUGUAUGUCAAAGAGGCACGGAUGAAAGGUUCAUCACUCACUCAGACUGAGAAGAAUGCGAUGAAAGCCAAUGAAGAAGCCAAUGAAAAUGUUCCACACAAAGAGACAGUAAAUACUUCAGCUCAGGUCUGCUUGUACAGACAAGAGCAACAACAAAUUCAAGAGCGUCUUGCUGUUAUGCCAUCAGAAGAGAUCGGAUCAGAAGAGAUCAAAUCAACUGAGCUGUCUGACUCGGGAGUAUACAGUUACGAAACAAGGGAUACCAACAUCCUGAGUACUGUGGAUCCACCAGUGCCACCAGUGACGUUCUCCACUGUCGCUGAAACCCAGAGGAACAAAUCUGCUGAAGUUGGAGAGCCAUUUGAAUUGGAAUGUGAGGUCUCAGAUGCUGCCGCAUGUGUAUGCUGGUACAAAGAUGGAAAUGAGCUGUCAUCUGAAGCUGGAGUUUUGCUUCAGACUGAAGGUACAAUUAGAAAACUUUCUGUGCAGUCAUCUGAAUUAUCUCACAGUGGAACUUACAACUGCAACACAGAUGCUGAUGCAGUUGCAUUCAACGUGGAUAUUAAAGCUUCGUCUACGAAGUUAAAACCACUUUCAGAAAUGGAGAAGAACAGGUCCGCUGAAUUAGACUCACCAACUGUUCCAAAAUAUGAAAUCUCAGACUCCAAAAGCCAGGUUUGCUGGUAUAGAGAUGACACAGAACUCCUCUCAAACAUUGGACUUGAUACCCAAAGAGAUGAAAAUGUAAGGAAAUUAACUGUUCAAUCAACCGAACCUUCAUACACUGGCCAUUUCAUCUGUGGCAGUCCUGAUGAUGCUGUAUCAUUCGAGAUGGACAGUCAAGCUACUCCCAUAAGGUUCUCAGCCCUUACAGAGGUGGCAAGAAACAAGUUAAUUGAAGCAGGCUGCCCCAUUAUACUUCAAUGUGAAAUCUCUGAGUCUUCUGCCCAAGUUUCCUGGUUUAAAGACGGAGUGCGACUCUUUCAAGAGAAUGGAAUUGACAUCAAAUCAGACGGCACCAUGCGAGCACUGAUCAUCCAAUCAGCUGAGCUCAAACACUCGGGCACAUACAGUUGUGAAGCUGGCGAUGAUCGUAUAGCAUUCAAGGUGGAUGUUGCAGCACCUCCUGUGACAUUUGCCUAUAUCCCUGAGGAAGAGCUCCACAGGAAUGUAGUGGAACAAGAAAAACUCUUCCUUCAUUGUGAGGUGUCCAGAUCUGACGCCACUACACAGUGGUACAAAGACGGAGUGGAGAUACAGACCAGUACCAAUGUCGAAAUAGAGACUGAAGGCACCAUGCGAAAACUGAUUAUCCAAUCUGUUAGAAUGUCAGAUGCUGGGGCAUACACAUGUCGUGCAGGAGGCAGUGCCUUAAUAUUCAAGGUUAAUGUACGAGAGCCUCCUGUAAUGAUUGUCUAUCCCAAGGAAGAUGUUCACCUUGAUCGACAUGUUCCAGAGGAAAUUGUCCUCAGUUGCGAGCUUUCACGUCCGAAUGGAAGAGUGACUUGGUUCAAGGACGGACAGAAACUUCAAGAAAAUGAAAAUAUGAAAUUAAAAAUAGAAGGUCCAUACAGGAGACUGAAGAUUCUUCACAGCAGAGUUGAGGACUCAGGAGAGUAUGUCUGUGACACUGCUGAUGACUCAAAAUUCUUCCAUUUAAGUAUAAAAGAACCCCCAAUACGCAUAGUUUCCCCAAGCCAAUCCCAAAUGGAACUGUGCCAGCAAAUGUCAGAGAGGAUGGUGCUGAGUUGUGAAAUUUCCAGAGGCAAUGCUUCUGUGCGCUGGUAUCGAAAUGGACUUGAGGUAGAAGAGAAUGACAACCUGAUUCUUGAGGUUGAUGGUGUUUACAGAAGACUCAUUAUACCAGAGACAACAGUCAGUGAUUCUGCAGAAUAUGUUUGUGACACAGCUGAUGACUCUGUGACAUUCUUCGUAAACAUUGCAGAGCCCCCGGUACGAUUUAUUCGGCCUAGGAAGAUGGCAUACGAAGUUGAAAAGUUUGUUGGAGAAACCAUUGUGCUUGACUGUGAGGUGUCAAGAUCAAAUGCAGAAGUCAGUUGGAAGAAGAAUGGAGAAGAGAUUUUGGAAAAUAUCAAUAUAACUAUAGUUGAGGAUGGCAGUACUCGGCAGUUAACAAUUCAUUCAUUAAGGCUUGAAGACACAGGCCAAUACUUGUGUGAUGCCAAAGAUGAUGUAAUGGAUUUCAGUUUAAAAGUAAAUGAACCACCACUCAGAUUUGUGCAAAAAAGUGAGAUAACAGACAGACAUUUUGUAGUAUCAGAUGCCGUUGUGCUCAAAUGUGAACUGUCCAGAGCGAAUGGUGUAGUCUGCUGGUACAAGGAUAAUAAAAGGAUUGUGGGUAAUGAUCACUUCACAUUUGAAGAAGAAGGCACCUUUAGAUCUCUGAUCAUCUUAAAUGCGGAGAUCGCGGAUACUGGUGAAUACGUGUGUAAUGUGAAGGACGAGAAGGUUGUCUUUAAUGUCACAGUAGAAGAGGCACCGGUGUCUAUCUUAGGAAACACUAGGACCCCAGAACACCACUCACUCGUGGCUGGAAACGAGCUGAUCCUUGAAUGUGAGGUGUCUCAUGAGAACGCUGCUGUUCAGUGGCUCUGUAAUGGGAGGGUAUUGCAGGCAGAUACCCGAAUCAGUAUUGAAAAGAAAGGUGCUAUGAGAAAACUUGUGGUCUCCAACAUUCAAGUGUCUGACUCAGGAGAAUACGUAUGUGAUGCCAUUGAUGACAAAAUGUACAUCUUGGUGACAGUUCAAGAGCCACCAUUCGAGUUUGUCAAAAAAGAAGAGAUAAACAUCGCUGCCUAUGAAGAGGAAAGCGUGACAUUGUGUGCUGUGGUUAACAGGGAUAAUGGAUCUGUGCAAUGGACCAAGGGGGGCAAACAAAUCAGAGAUCAUCGUUUUUAUGCCACAAGCGACGGGCAUACUCACUACCUGACUAUAAAGCAUCUUAAAAAAUCAGAUGCCGGAGAAUAUGAGUGUGACGUGGGCACAGAUAAAGCUCGUUUCAGCGUGCAAGUCAAAGCUAUGAAGAUAAAAUUUUCCAAGCCACUGCAAAAUGCAGUAGGGCUUAAGGGUAGUAAUGUUGUUUUAAGAUGUGAACUCCAAACCUCCAAAGGAGAUGUCCAGUGGCUGAAAAACAACCGAGAAAUCACACCAAACCGACAUUUUACAAUCCGUGCAGAUGGGCAAGAAAGAAGCCUUACAAUACAUAACUUAACAGACAGUGAUGCAGGGGAAUACACAUGCGAAUCAAAGGAUGAGAAAACAUGUGCAAAUGUAGAAGUAAAGACCCCUCGUGUUCUGGAGUUUAUUGCUGAGUUGCACAACAUAACUGUAAUGGAAGGAGAAGAUGCAACAUUCAAGUGUGUAGUGUCCCCAGAAGAUGUAAGGAUAGUCUGGUGUAUGAACAACUGGCCUAUUACAUCAAAUGACCGGUUCAAAAUCACAAGUAAUGGACUGUGCCACAUGUUGUACAUCAAAAACUGCCAAGUGUCAGACAGCUGCAAGCUAACAGCAGAAGCUGAAGGAGUGAUAUCCAAAGCUCUGCUACGGGUUCAAGAGAAACAGGUGCUGUUCACAAAGAAAAUGGAAUCGGUGGUUGCAGAAGAGUUUGGGGAGGCAACUCUUGAGGUGGAGCUGAACUUAGAAUGUGGAGAAGUGCAGUGGAUGAGACAAAGUGUGGUCAUACACCCUGGACCUAAGUUUACCCUGAAACAAAGUGGCCGAAAGCGUAUGCUCACAAUCCACAAACUCGCCCUUUCUGAUCGUGGGACUUACAGCUGUGAAACUCUUCAUGACCGCACACAAGCUGGGCUCAGCGUGGAACCACGGAAAGUUAAAAUACGGAAAGAGCUGAGCGAGAUUCAUACGUUUGAGCGCGAGACAGCAUCCUUUGAGGUGGAGCUGACACAUAGCAAUGUGGAAGGCAUGUGGCUGAAAGAUGGAAACCGACUCAAAAGCAACAACCAUUGGCGCAUGACUACCCAUGGCAAUGUGCAUUGCCUGACCAUAGCCAACCUGUCACUUGAGGACACGGGACUUACAUUCUCCACUGAAAAUGCAAAAUCAUCUUCCAGACUUACAGUUAAAGAAACACCAGUGUCUAUUCUGAAAAAGCUGGAGGAUAGCACUUUCCCAGAGGGUGCAGGAGCCACACUGGAGUGUGAGCUGUCCAAAUACAAUGUUAAUGUCAAAUGGAAAAAGAAUGGAGAAGAGCUUAAGCCAGGGAAAAGUCAUCGUAUCUACUCCAUGGGGAGGAAGUGCUUCCUGCAGAUCAUGCGAUGUGAGCUUGGGGAUUCGGGUUUAUAUGUGUGUGAUGCUGGAGAUGCAACCACUUCAUGCUCUGUGGAAGUUUACGAGAGAGAGCUGGAAGUUUUACACACUCUAGAAGACCUGGAUAUUCAAGAGGACCAGAAUGCUGUGUUUAUGUGUGAGGUGUCUCUUGAUGACAUACCUGGAGAGUGGUUUAAGAAUGGAGAGAAAAUUAAACCUUCUAGCACCGUCAAGAUCCGUCAGGAGGGAACCAAGCACUUCCUUCUUAUGUGCAACGUUAAGGAAGAGGAAUCAGGAGAAAUCAAGUUUGUUGCCAAGAAUGUGGAGUCUAUAGCUUACCUAGAGGUGGAGAGAAUCCCUGUGAAUAUUGUAAAGCCGCUGGAAGACAAAACGGCUCUGGAACACACUCGAGUCUUACUGGAUUGUACUGUAUCCAACCCACGCUGCAGCAUUCGUUGGUAUAAAGGCCGUAAUGUGAUCUUGCCCUCAGAACGCUUUGAGAUCUGCAGUGAAGGCUGCUAUCGCAAACUUGUGAUUCAGGAGGUCGCACUGGAGGACACAGGCAUGUACAGUGUGCAGGUCGGAGAAAACACAUCCUCAGCAAGGCUCACAGUGGAAGCCCAGCCAAUCCUGAUAGUGCAGGAGCUUCAAGAUAUGGAGGUGGUCUCUCCAGAGGAUGCAUGUUUUGUGUGUGAGGUCUCUGUGCCUGUUUUAAAAUCACCUGUAUGGACUCUAAAUGGAGAGGUGUUAAAACCUGGGCCCAAAGUUCUCCUGGAGAAAAUGGGGACAGUGCACAAGCUUACCCUGAAGCACACGACAGAGGACAUGAAUGGUGUUGUGGUGUUUGAUUCAGGAAAGGCCAAGAGCACAGCAAACCUGCAUGUCAGAAAAUAAUCCCUUCCUGAUAUGGACCCAGCUUUAUUUUGCGAUUUCUGCAAUUGUAAGCAGGGAGUUUUUAUUGGAUCUAUUAUAACUAAUACUACUUUUUUUUUUUUUCUCUGUUAAAAAUUCUAUGAUCUGGAUUCGUUAUAGGUUGAGAUUUUUUUUUCCUGCUAUAAUGUUCUUCAGUAGGCUUAAGUUGCAGUGAUGAGAGGAAUCCAUCACUAAUUCCUGAUUUACGACUUGGACAAUAAAAAAACUAAACAAAAAAAACAAAGGUCACCACCAAUACCAGUGUCAAUUUGAUUCACACCUGGAUGAAUGUAAUUUAGCAUUAAACCACAUCAUCAGCUGUUGGCCAGCCAA